GGGGCUCCACCGCCCUCUCCUCGGCCUCACCAGCCCGCCGGCCGGGCGCUCGGCGGCUCCUCCGUGAGCCCGCCAGGAACUCGCACCCCUCGCGCUCCCCUGGCUCCCGAGGGGGCCGCCUCGGGCCAUGGUGCCCUUCCCCGAGGAGCCCGCCGCCGCGCGGGGGACGAGCGAGGCGCAGCCGCCGGGCCCCGCGCCCACCGGGGCAGCUCCGCGGCCGGGCCCGAGACCCUCGGACGGCCCCGAGGCGCUCGUCGAGAAGGUGGAGGUAGAGCUGGCGGGACCGGCGGGCGCUGAGCCCCCUCAGCCUCCCGAGGGCGGCUGGGGCUGGCUGGUGAUGCUGGCGGCCAUGUGGUGCAACGGGUCGGUGUUCGGCAUCCAGAACGCCUGCGGGGUGCUCUUCGUGUCCAUGCUGAAGACCUUUGGGUCCACGGACGAUGACAAGAUGGUCUUCAAGACAGCGUGGGUAAGUUCUCUGUCCAUGGGGAUGAUUUUCUUUUGCUGCCCAAUAGCCAGCGUCUUCACAGACACGUUUGGUUGUCAGAAGACAGCUGUCGUGGGUGCUGCUGUUGGAUUCAUUGGACUCCUGUCCAGUUCUUUUGUAAGCUCCAUCGAGCCUCUGUACCUUACCUAUGGAAUCAUAUUUGCUUGUGGCUGCUCCUUUGCAUACCAGCCUUCGCUGGUCAUUUUGGGACACUAUUUCAAGAAGCGCCUUGGACUGGUGAAUGGCAUUGUCACCGCCGGCAGCAGCAUCUUCACAAUUUUGCUGCCUUUCCUUUUAAGGGUUCUGACCGACACCGUGGGCCUCUUCCACACACUGAGGGUCCUCUGCAUCUUCAUGUUUGUUCUCUUUCUGGCUAGCUUUACAUACCGACCUCUUGCUCCAAGUGCCAAAGAUAAAGAGGGUGGAACCAAAGGAGGCAACAACAGAUUCUCCCUCUUUUCCAGGAGGAAGUUUAGUCCUCCAAAAAAAUUUUUCAAUUUUGCCCUCUUCAAGGUGACAGCCUAUGCGGUUUGGGCAGUUGGAAUACCGCUUGCACUUUUUGGAUACUUUGUGCCUUAUGUUCACUUGAUGAAAUAUGUGAAUGAAAGGUUUCAAGAUGGAAAAAAUAAAGAGGUGGUUCUCAUGUGCAUUGGCAUCACUUCAGGAGUCGGACGGCUGCUCUUUGGCCGGAUCGCAGAUUAUAUGCCUGGUGUGAAGAAGGUUUAUCUUCAGGUACUCUCCUUUUUCUUCAUUGGUCUGAUGUCCAUGAUGAUUCCCCUGUGUGGUGUCUUUGGGGCCCUCAUUGCUGUCUGUCUCAUCAUGGGUCUCUUCGAUGGAUGCUUCAUUUCCAUUAUGGCUCCCAUUGCCUUUGAGUUAGUUGGUGCCCAGGAUGUUUCUCAAGCAAUUGGAUUUCUACUUGGAUUCAUGUCUAUACCCAUGACUGUGGGCCCACCUAUUGCAGGGUUACUUCGUGACAAGCUGGGCUCCUACGAUGUGGCAUUCUACCUCGCUGGAAUCCCUCCCCUUAUUGGAGGUGCUGUCCUUUGUUUUAUCCCAUGGAUCCACAGUAAGAAGCAAAGAGAGAUUGGUAAAACCACUGGAGGAGAAAAGAUGGAGAAAAUGUUGGAGAACCAGAACUCUCUGCUGUCAAGCUCACCUGGAAUCUUUAAGAAAGAAUCUGACUCUGUUAUUUAAUGUCUUAUAUACCUCCAACCAGACUGGACUUGCUUUCGGAAGUUUAAGCAAGUUUCCCUUUUAUAUGAAUUGCAAAUUUCCUAUUUUUUUAAUUACAUCUUAAGAAUAGCACAAUAAUUGGGAAAUAGAACCCUUAUUACUACAAGAACCAUUUCUGCCACUGAAUAGCUAGCUGUUUGAUAUUUCCAUGAGUUUGGGGGCAGAGACUAUGGUAUAUGAAAACAUGUCUGAAAGUCAAAUAUUAAGAGAAUUGAAGCUAUUCCAAAGCAACUUUGGAAACUGUGAAUGCUAAUAAGCUUAUACAAAUAUUUAAAAAUACCUCGGGGCGCCUGGGUGGCUCAGUUGGUUGAGCAUCCGACUUCGUUCGGCUCAGGUCGUGUUCUUGCUGUUUGUGGGUUCAAGCCCCGCAUCAGGCUCUGUGCUGACAGCUCGGAGCCUGGAGCCUGCUUCGGAUUCUGUGUCUCCCUCUCUCUGCCCCUCCCCUGCUUGCACUCUGUCUCUCUCUCUCUCUGUCAAAAAUAAAUGUUUUAAAAAAAAUUAAAAAAAAAUACCUCACGCUAUACUGAAAGGGUUGCAAUUUGGUUAGGACUGGAAAUAACGUUUAUCGUCUCACAUGGUGUUUUUAGUUCUGGUAUCUCCGUUUUAAUUUCUUCUGCUAUUUGGAAACUUUUUACCUUUAAGCCUGGAUUCUAGAUAAUGUCAGACCUACCUAAACCUCAAGUCUAUGUUAAAGCUGCUUGCCUGCUGUUAAGUAAGAUACGAAAUUAAGUUAUCCUGACUUGCUUCGGUGUCAGGGGAACUUCUUGGUGCUGAUGGUAACACUGUGUUCAGAUUCAGUACAUGUGAGAUGAAAAGGAUCCUGUUCAUUAGGGCAGAGCAAUUUGGAAAUCAGGCGCUUCUUCCACUUACUUUUUGUUCUCUUUUGGUUUGCAGUAUGUUUUACUCAGGUAGCCAGAAACACCCCAAAUUUCUGAAAUUGUUUCAAUGUUAACAAUAAAGUAAAAUAGAAUGAAUGAAAGAGAUUCUGGCAGUUUUAACAUAGAAUUUUUCUGACCUCUGACUUUGUUGGCACUAGACUUGACAUUUCAGCAGAGUCUUACCGAGCAUGUUAUCAAGUUGCAGUUUCAGGUGCAAAUGGCGAAAAAAAAUCUUUUAAUCAUGCAGAAGGUAUUUCUGGUGGAAAUAAUUGCUCAAAUUGGUUUAUAAAAUUAAUGGGUCUUGAAAGGUUAAAAGCACUUAUAAAGAGAAAUAACUUCUGUAUUUCUCAAACUUUCUGGCAAAAAUUUGCACUCAUCAUUAUUUAUCCUAGCAUGCUCCCCAUUAACAUUCCCAAUAUUUUUUCUAUUUAUACAAAAACACUUGUAUGAAAGCUAUUAAAGUUUUAAGGACCUAAACAUUAAAACCGAAGUCAUGCCAUGACCUAUACUCGUCUACAAAAAACUAAGAACAAUUUCCUCAUCCUGAAACUAUACUUUAGUACCACAUGUUUCUUAUUUAUGUCUUUGAAAAUUAAUAAUAUGCCAAGUAUAUUUAAUUCCUAAGUAUAAAUGUGUAUUAGAGCUUCCUCAAACGUAGCUUGUUCACUUGGGAAGAAUGCUGUCUUUUUCUAAAGCACCUUCAGGAUCCAUAGGUUUCUAACUUCUCUGGAUGGACAGAAACUUAAUCUAUUAUCUCCCUGCUUUUCUUUUCAGCUUCUAUUGUUUCUUUGCCUCUAGCUGAGGAUAUAGGUACCUGAAGAGCAUAUGAAUUUGUAGUUGUUGACGGGGGUGGGGCAGGGCACACAGGGGGCUGGAGGGAAGCGAGGCAGUUAAUUAAACAGCUAGAAAAACCCCAAAGUUCAAAGUAGGAACGCUGAAUGCGGAAUUUAUUUUUAAUAGGAUUUUAAGUGAUUUUUUUAUUGUGAAGACAUCACUUAGCCAUUUACUACAUACACAUGGUUGCAACUUCCAGUACUUCUAUAUUUCAUAUUUAGGAAACUUGGGGAAUUUGUUUUUUGGAAGGUUCUGUUGCUUAAAAGAACAACUAUAUUUUGACCAUACUGCCCUUUCAUAUUCUUAUUUUAAAGCUUUUAGAAAAUGACUUAGAAAUGAUAAUGUAAGAUAUUAUUGGAUUCAUUUAUUCACACUCAGUUACAUAAAACAUUAUUUCCUGAUUAUUAUCAGUACUUUUGAGAACAUACAACUAAGAUCAAUCAUCAAACUUGCCAUUAGAAACAUUUUUUUUUGAUAGUUUUAGCAUAGACUCCUAAGACUGCCUCACCCCCUUUUUACAGAAAGAAUUCUAAAAGAGAAAAUUUGCUCUGUAAAGACCUCCAAAAUGUUUUCCCUUUCAAAAUUUGGCUGAUUUUAGAAAGAAAAAAAAGUAACAAUCUGACUUGCUCUUGCUUGGUUAGUUUCCAUAAUAAAAGAGCAAAGUGACUGAAGUAUUAAUAGUAUUUAGUAUAGUAUUUAGAUCUCAGAAUAUUUUGUGUACAGUAUUACACAUAUGCAGCUUUCAGUCUAAUGGAAUGAAUUAAAUGGGAUCUAUGAUACUGAAAGAGCUCCACUAUAAUAGACUGUUAUGGGGAGGUCUGUGCUGUAAUAAUAUAAAGUUAAAAAGUACAAACGAUGCUGAAUUCUAUAAAAUGCAUAUUUCAUAACAUAUGUUUGGUACAAAAAGUUCUAGAAGUCUGAAGUUUAAAGAUAAAAUGAAAAAUACUAAUAUUCAUAAGGAUUUGUGUUUUAGACAAGAAAUAGUACCAUAAUGUUUCAAAGUAAAUCCUUUGUAAUCUCUGAACAGAGUGUUACUAUUGCAAUAAAGUGACUCGAUGGGCCUAAAUUUUUUGGUUCAAUCCAGACACUUUUUUGAGAGGAAAAGAAUAGAGUCAGAACUCUGCUUUCUAUCUCAUCAUCCUAAUUCUGAUAAAACUCAGCAAAUUCUCAAAUUCAAAGGUUCUGGUAUUUGAGGCCAACAACAUAAAGGGAGCAACUGUUUGCUCCCUUUACAGAGACUCUGGAUCAGGUACUACUGCCUAUGGAUCUUCCAGAAACAUUGCAGUUAAAUUUUACUGUGGUAGACGUUAUUAGGAUCCAUCCAUUUCAGUAGUAAUAAACCACCCAGAUCGAUACUUUAUUCAAAAUUUAUAAAUUUCUUUGAUCCCAGUUAAAAUCCUUAGUCUACAGUCCUACGACAAGACUUGUAAUAUCCACUGGAAGUUGCAUCAUGCUUGCAUUAAGCUUCAAAUUCUAUCCGUAAAUAGAAACAAGACUUCAUUUGUACUUCCUGAUCCAUUGUAUCUGUUUAUACAUGUUUGCAGAAGAUCCCCUCCUAAGUAUGAAGAAAACCUUAACUCUGUUGGCUUCAACUUUCCACACUUUUAAAGUAAAUGUACACCUAAUUGUAAAUAAACAUAGGUUUGUCUUUA
This is a messenger RNA of Neofelis nebulosa (Clouded leopard), 5081 nucleotides long. RefSeq names its product solute carrier family 16 member 10 (gene SLC16A10). The record is from RefSeq and is a predicted model, not a curated record. Gene Ontology annotation, molecular function: monocarboxylic acid transmembrane transporter activity. NCBI's taxonomy places the organism in Eukaryota, Metazoa, Chordata, Mammalia, Carnivora, Felidae. Gene Ontology annotation, biological process: transmembrane transport. Bases 128 to 1678 code for a protein of 516 amino acids. The transcript is spliced from 6 exons.